Messenger RNA from Scheffersomyces coipomensis, 1251 nucleotides. It is a transcript of the gene APR1, whose product is annotated as proteinase A. NCBI's taxonomy places the organism in Eukaryota, Fungi, Ascomycota, Pichiomycetes, Serinales, Debaryomycetaceae. The record is from RefSeq and is a predicted model, not a curated record. The transcript has a single exon. Gene Ontology annotation, molecular function: aspartic-type endopeptidase activity. The coding region runs from base 1 to 1251 and encodes 416 amino acids. Gene Ontology annotation, cellular component: fungal-type vacuole.
AUGAAGUUCUCCUUAUCACUUUUAACUACCAUUGCCACUGCUUUACUUGCAUUACCAGUUGACGCCGGUAAACAUUCAGCUUCAUUAAAGAGAGUUCCACUAGAAGAUACUUUAGAUGCAAACACUUUUAGUGAAUAUACUAAUGCUUUAUCCAACAAGUAUUUGAAUUUAUUUAAUGCUGCUAACGGUAAUCCAACCAAUCAAGUUAUCUUAGGUGGUUCUAAUCCUGCAAAUGAAGCUCAAGUUCCAUUUGUUCAAAAAAGUGGUCAUGAUGUUCCUUUAACCAAUUAUUUAAAUGCUCAAUAUUUCACUGAAAUUGAAUUAGGUUCUCCUCCUCAACCUUUUAAAGUUAUCUUAGAUACUGGUUCUUCUAACUUAUGGGUUCCAUCUCAAGAUUGUUCCUCUUUGGCUUGUUUCUUACAUGCUAAAUAUGAUCAUGACUCAUCUUCAACUUAUAAAGCUAAUGGUUCUGAAUUCUCCAUUCAAUAUGGUAGUGGUUCUAUGGAAGGUUAUGUUUCUCAAGAUACUUUAAAGAUUGGUGAUUUAGUUAUUCCAAAACAAGAUUUUGCUGAAGCUACUUCUGAACCAGGUUUAGCAUUUGCAUUUGGUAAAUUCGAUGGUAUUUUAGGUUUAGCUUAUGAUACUAUUUCAGUUAAUAAGAUUAUUCCACCAAUUUAUAAUGCCAUUAAUCAAGGUUUAUUAGAUUACCCUCAAUUUGCUUUCUACUUAGGUGAUACUGAAAAAGAUGAAAAUGAUGGUGGUUUAGCCACCUUUGGUGGUUAUGAUGCCAGUGCUUUUACUGGUAAAAUCACUUGGUUACCAGUUAGAAGAAAGGCUUAUUGGGAAGUUUCAUUCGAAGGUAUUGGUUUAGGUGAUGAAUUUGCUGAAUUAAAGAACACUGGUGCUGCUAUUGAUACUGGUACUUCAUUAAUUACUUUACCAUCUUCAUUAGCCGAAAUCAUUAAUGCUAAGAUUGGUGCUACUAAAUCUUGGUCUGGUCAAUACCAAAUUGAAUGUGAAAAGAAGGAAACUUUACCAGAUUUAACCUUAAACUUUGCCGGUUAUAACUUUACUUUAGCUGCUAGUGACUAUAUCUUAGAAGUUGGUGGUUCAUGUAUUUCAGUUUUCACCCCAAUGGAUUUCCCAAAACCAAUUGGUGAUUUAGCUAUUGUUGGUGAUGCUUUCUUAAGAAGAUAUUAUUCCAUUUACGAUUUAAAGAAAGAUGCUGUUGGUUUAGCUGCUGCUAAAUAG